AUGAAUGACUUUAUUCAGUUGAACUUGCAAUUAAAUAGACGAGUUCUUUGUAUUCAGUCACACGUUAUAUUAGGGUUUACAGGUGGUAAAAUGACAUUUUGUGUCUUUGAAGCAACUGAAGGAUUGUCAUUUGAUUGGAUUUCAACAGUUCAAUAUGUUUCAGGAAGUUUACAUGAGGGUACAGAGCUGAAACAAUCUGAAAUGAAAACUUUGCUUCAAGGAGUAUAUGAACUUGUAUACAAACCCCUUCAAAAGUACAUAGAUAACAAAGUGAAUUUAUUAGAUAUCUCAGUAAAUCUUAGACCAUAUGACAUAAUUUUAAGUGGUUAUAUUGCUGAUCCUUUAACUCUCAAUGAAAUACACAAGUUUGUAACUAACAUCAAAGAUAAUUGCAUAACUAGAAACCCUUUCUGGAUUUGUGAUCCAGUCCUAGGCGACCAUGGGACUUUUUACGUUAGUAAAGAAUUAGUUGAAGUAUAUUUAGAAAUAUUGCACACAGUGGAUAUACUAACCCCAAACCAAUUUGAAUUUAUACAGUUAGCAAGGAAACUAAAAAAAAGUGCAAAUAUACUCCCACAUUUAAAAACAAAUAUGGAUAUAACUGGAGAACAGAAACUAUCCGAGCUUAAUCAGCUUGAGAUUUUUAAUAGAGAAACUUAUAAUGAAAAUAUUUAUGGAGGAAUUUCACUAAUGCAAUCUAUCGAAUACUGUAAAUUAUUACUAGAGACUGGUUUAAAAAAUAUUAUAGUUACAUCUCUAAAUCUUAUAGAUGACUUUGACCACUUGUUUACACUUCUAGCAACCUACAAUUCUAAUGCUAUAGCUACUUGUUUUCCAAAUGUAAAGCUCGAUCUUGAAAAUUGUAAAGUUAAUGUUGUUACCAUACGAUAUAAGCAAAUUGUUCAUUCAAAAAUAUUUUAUGGAAUGGGAGAUUUAUUUGCAGCUUUAUUUACUUCCUUUUUGUCUGAGUAUGAUGGUGAUCUUUGUUUCCCAAUAUUAAAGGCUAUUUAUAUAACUCAUUAUAUCAUAAAGUACAAUAUUAAUAUUUCCAGGGAAGUAACUACUGAAUCAGAAUCAUCUUCAGUUAGACCCUUAUACUUGUCUUCUAAAUUAUUGGAGAAGGCUUUGUUAGAGAUUAACCAGAUGAAUGGGGACACACUACUAAGUUUAUAUGAUAUAAAAAUUCAUCGCAUAGAAUAA
Molecule: messenger RNA, 1200 nt
Organism: Cryptosporidium muris RN66
Lineage: Eukaryota; Apicomplexa; Conoidasida; Eucoccidiorida; Cryptosporidiidae
Exons: 1
Coding region: 1-1200 (399 amino acids)
Biological process (GO): pyridoxal 5'-phosphate salvage
Cellular component (GO): cytosol
Molecular function (GO): pyridoxal kinase activity
Source: RefSeq, a predicted model, not a curated record